Messenger RNA from Gasterosteus aculeatus aculeatus (three-spined stickleback), 2330 nucleotides. It is a transcript of the gene lpcat4, whose product is annotated as lysophosphatidylcholine acyltransferase 4. The record is from RefSeq and is a predicted model, not a curated record. Gene Ontology annotation, biological process: phosphatidylcholine acyl-chain remodeling. Gene Ontology annotation, cellular component: endoplasmic reticulum. Gene Ontology annotation, molecular function: lysophosphatidic acid acyltransferase activity; calcium ion binding; 1-acylglycerophosphocholine O-acyltransferase activity. Lineage: Eukaryota; Metazoa; Chordata; Actinopteri; Perciformes; Gasterosteidae.
GGCCGCGGCGCGAGUUCAGCGUGUGCGGCACACAAACAGGGACGGUUUGUUUUAACGGCACCGGACGUGUUUCUGUUUUGUUUUAGUUUAGUUUUUAAUUCGCUCAGCCGACGUCGUCAGUUGUUUUUUUUUACUCGACAGUUGACUGAAGGAGGCGAACUGUCAGCUGACACCAACAACAACAACAACAACAACCUGUUUCACCCUAUUUAAAAAGGGGGGGUGAAACUUUUUCAUUCUUUUUUUUAAAGCAACGUUAUUUAGUUAGUUGACUGCGUCCAUCAGGCGUCCCCCCUCCUUCCUCCCCUCACUCCCUCCUGCUCCCCUCUCGCGUCGUCAUGGAGACACGCGGCCGUCACUCAGCAACGCAGGAGUAUCCGCAUCCGUUCAUCCACGAGGUGAAGAUGACCAGCGCGCAGAGGAUCAGGGGCGUCAUCCUGGGCAGCGUCCUCUUCCCCGUCCGCGUCGCCAUGGCGGCCCUCUGCUUCCUCUUCAUGUGGCCCGUCGCCCGGCUCCGAUUCGCCGGCCUGUCCGAGGAGGAGCGCUCUCGGCCCGUCCAGGGGUGGAGGCGCUGGCUCCUCCACCCGAUCAUGCUGGGGCUGAGCCGGCUGGCCUUCUUCUUCCUGGGUUUCCUGUGGGUGAGGGUGAAAGGUCGCCGGGCCGAGCUGAAGGAGGCGCCGGUGCUGGUGGUGGCGCCUCACAGCAGCUUCAUGGACAUGGUGUCCCUCAUGCCGACCCAGCUGGCGACGGUGGUGUCGCGGUCGGAGAACACCAGCCUGCCGGUCGUAGGAGCCCUGCUGGAGUUCAACCAAGCCGUGCUGGUGAGCAGGAAGGACCCGGAGUCCAGGAGGAGGGCCGUGGCUCAGGUCACCGAGAGGCUGACCUCCGACGGCUACUGGCCUCAGAUGCUGAUGUUUCCCGAGGGGACCACGACCAACGGCAGCGCGCUCAUCAAGUUCAAACCCGGUGCCUUCCUCGCGGGACUCCCGGUCCAACCUGUUCUGUUGCGCUACCCCAACAAGCUGGACACCGUUCGCUGGACGUACAAAGGAACCAGCUGGGUCGAGGCGCUGUGGCACACGACUUCUCAGCUCUACACCAACGUAACCGUCGAGUUCCUCCCCGUCUACAGCCCCUCCCCGGAGGAGAGGAAGGACCCCAGCCUGUACGCCGACAACGUUCAGAGGCUCAUGGCCAAGGCUCUCGGACUCCCGGCCAGUGAUCACGUGAUGGAGGGCCGAGUUCCUGUCAAAAAGCUGGGGGGUCUGUCCCUCCCGCUGGAGUCCCCGGCCAGGAAAACACUCAAGCUGCUGCGCACAAACAAUCUGGGAGCGCAGGAAGUGGAAGCAGCUCUGGACCGGAUGAUUGACAGGUGCCAGUCGGGAGGCCAGGGGUCAAAGGUCAGCUCGGAGGAGCUCUCCUCCAUCCUCGGGCUGACGGAUAAACAGACGGCCGCCGCAAUCUGUGACAUUUAUUCCAAGGGUGACAUUGUGGACAUCCGGCCGAUCUACUUCACGCUCGGCGCUCUGUCGGGAUGCGUCGGCUUCGCGUCGAUACUCCACACGGCGUUCACCCUGUUUGACGCAGAGGGCCGAGGCAGCCUGAGUGCGGAGGAGCUGUCCGACCUGAUGGGGGCGCUGCUGGAUUUCCCCCAGCGGCACACCGCCGAGCUCUACGCGCAGGCCUCGGCCGGCGGCCGGCUCACCGAAGAGAAUCUGCUGCGGGCGCUGACGACCCACCCGGCCUAUCGGAGGGUGGCGAGCGAGUACAUGAAGGCCGAGGAGCCGGCCGAUGGGAAGGCCGUGAACAACAACAGCAACGCGUACGACGGCGGCGGAUCUCGACGAGACAACAAAAAGCUUGAUUGAGGAAAGAAAAUUUGAUUUUGCCGCAGGAGGUCAAGUCAAAUUUUGCUUGAUGCGCUGUGCAUCCGUGAGGGAAGCGACAAGCGAAAGGUCGUAUCUCUGUGUGUUUGUGUGGGUGGAUGGAUUUUAAAAAAUUACAACAUUAGAGAAGCGAAGAAGGUGUUAAGUUAUGACGACGUGGCUCUGAGGUGUGAAUGUGUUUGUCCUGUAUUUGAAGACGAAUGUUUUUUAAGUGCCCCCAACAAAGCUGGAUUGUUUGUUCCAGAUGCUUUUAAAAGACUCCAUUACCUUUUUACGGAGAAAGUCUUUUUUAUAUAAUUCCAGCUUUUGUGUGUUGAAUUAUUUUUAUCGACGGGACAAUUGUACGUGCAAAAGGAAACUGUAUAUCAAAGCCUUUAUUUUACAUAAAAUAAUUCUUACGUUGUGUUUACAUUCAACAAUGCAUUAAACUGUGAACUGUUCUAA